Molecule: messenger RNA, 573 nt
Organism: Adineta steineri
Lineage: Eukaryota; Metazoa; Rotifera; Eurotatoria; Adinetida; Adinetidae
Source: the annotation of a GenBank genome assembly
AUGAAAAAUAAACAUUUAUAUAAAUGUUUUUAUUUUCUAUUAUUAAUGAUGUUAUCACUAAUUGAAGUCAAAGGUAAAGGUGCUGUAAGACGAACUGGAUCAUUUGCAAGACCGACAGGUUAUGGUACGGCAUAUAAAUAUUAUGCUGAGGACGAACCAACUACUACUGAAAAACCAAGCGCAGAGAGUAUUGCUGCUGAAGCUGAAGGAUAUGCAAUAAUGAGUGCGUUGUCUGCAUCAUUUCAUUCUCAACCAAAUGGUAUUUAUGGUCCAGGUUAUGGAGGUGGAGAAACUUGUAUGAAUACUCAACGUAUGCCUGGUCAUUGGUUUGGAUCAUUUCGUUGUCCAGUUAAUGGAUUUCCAUAUGAAGCAACGAAUUGUUGUGGUGUUUAUGGAAAACAUUAUUGUUGUAUACCCAAGAAAAAAAAUAGUUUUCUUCAUAUUAGCGCUUAUAUUGGAUUGAUAGUUUUAAUUAUUGUAAUUCUUUUUAUUAUUAUUUUAUUAGUGGUGCGACAUUAUCGACAACGACAAAAAGGAAUGACUAUGAUAUCAACAGAUGAGCAAAAUACAUGA